AUGCAGAGGCUUGCAACUGAUGAACAAAUGAUUUUAGAGUCAAGCAAGUCGUUAAAUGUGCUUUAUGUAUAUGAUGGCACAUAUGAGCCUUACCUCAUUCACUGGCUUUUUCCGCUUCAAAUAGCAUUCAAACAGGCGCCACCUACGGCUGAGCAUUCAUAUGAAUUGUCGAUGUACUUACAUAUUUUGGCAAAAAACAUCUACCCAUCUUGGUUGGAAAUAUUUGCAAUGGCAGAACGAGUUAUGACUACCCUUGAAAAAGAAGACAGAGAGCUCUUUGCUCAUCUCCAGUACAGUUUCCAAAGGAAUAUAACAUUUGACCCAAAAGAUUUCUUAGUAGAACUAAUAUCUCUAGAAAGGGAAGAGGGAUUAAAACUGUAUGCAGAUCCAGGGGAGAUGGAACGUUCUUCUACUUUUCAGGAGAAACUACUAGCAAGUCCAGUUAUUUUCAUGAGAAAGUGGAUGGGUGAGGGUUUUGUUAAUUCUUUAGACUUACCUGCAGUGCUGUUGAUUUGGGAUCAGUUGUUUAUGCAGGAUUGGAACCGCAAUGUCAUGGAGAACUUCUGCCUUGCAAUACUUAUGUUACUGAAAGAUUCAUUUAUGGAUGCUAAAGAUUACGCAUCCAUAAGACAGAUAUUUUUGCAUGAGGCAAGUCAUUUAUUUACUGCUGAUAUACAAAGAGCCUGGAUUCAUUUGCAGCAAGGUGGAUUAGUUGCUGAUAUUCAUGGGAUGAACCGAGUGAAAGAAAGCAGGAUAUUCGGGGAGCUGUCUCCAAGGCUCUUAGCUGAAAGGGAUCCUAGGAGUUUCAGAGAAAUUUUGCCAAUAAGUAUAAACGAUACAGUACUGAAGUUGUUCUUGCCCGUACGCAACAAGGAUAGAUCAUCAAAUGCUUGGAUAGAACAAUUUGACCCCCUUGCCGUAAAGCUGACUGUUUCUGUGUUUUAUGGUCCUGUGAAGUUACGUUCCAAGACAAACUCUUUGAAACCCAGACUGCUGGAAAAAGCCAAGGAAAAUGAAGCCAACAAAAAUGAAGUUAUUGUAUUUACUUUACAAUUUAAUGACCAUGUGGAGAACACUUCAAUACUGCUGAAACAUACAAGUACUGAGGACUCAUCGCAAAAAAUUGCAAAACACGUUGCCAAAGAAGGAGACUGGAGAGAAAAAGGGAAGGAGGACAAGCUUCUACAUGAAACAUACCCUCAGACGCAGCCGGAGGAGCGAGACUCGGCUAAAAUAUCACCAAACAACCCACACAGCAGAAAGACUGCCCCGUCUGACUUUAACUCACAGGCUGUGCCGUCUUGGUCGAAGAACCCCGGCAUGGCUGACAAAUCACUACACUUCACCGGGCAGUCGGAUGAGAAAGUACUUGAUCACUUGGACCCCAUACCGCAGUCAGAUGAAAGGGGAAAUCUCUCUAAAUACAUAUCACAGUUCCUACAAAGCCCAGAACGACCUAAACUACUGAACACCUGCCUUGUGAAAACUUAUGGUGUCAAACCCUCUUGCGGCAGUAUCUGGCUUGAUAACCUGGAUCGUUACAUAGCUGCAUACUGCACGGCCAUGCAGGAGUCUCAGCCACUCAAUCCCAGCACUGCAGUGCCCAUUACACGACCUGCAAACAACUCAAAACCUCUGUCUCUAAAUGAAGCAGAUGGAGCCAAUUUUUGCAUACUCAGGACUCCCGGUACCCCACAGGCUCACCAAGAACUCUGUAACAUCAAAAAGGGACACAAAAGACAUUCUCCGAUUAAGGAUACCUAUUGCUCCCACAGUGAUGGACGCUUCCCAGCCACAGGAGAGGGGUAG
Molecule: messenger RNA, 1809 nt
Organism: Bombina bombina (fire-bellied toad)
Lineage: Eukaryota; Metazoa; Chordata; Amphibia; Anura; Bombinatoridae
Exons: 9
Coding region: 1-1809 (602 amino acids)
Source: RefSeq, a predicted model, not a curated record